UCCUCCUUUAUGCCGUUAAUGUUGUAAUUAUAUAUAACGACAAGCUCGUCGCAUGCUCUCUAAAUACUGAUUCGUCUCUCUCUCUUUCUGCCUGUGUGGACGCGAGAGAGGGAGAGAUAGAAUGGGAAGGAAAUGCUCGCACUGUGGAUUCAUGGGUCACAAUUCCAGAACUUGCGCGUCGAUCCGGAGGAGGGACGCGAGCUUCGGCGGCGGCGGGAGAGUCAAGCUGUUCGGGGUGCAACUGGAGGCCGCUUACCCUUGUGGCGUGGCGUCGCGUCUCCCACUGAAGAAGAGCCUGAGCAUGGACUGCCUGAUGCCGUCCGUGCGCGUCCUCACGUCGUCUUCGCCGCUGUCUUCCGCGACCAAUUCUUCUCUCUCUCUGCGCGCUGCCUGCGACGUCGGAGAUCGUCUUCUUCGAGAUGAGAGUCCCAACAAAGCGGCUAACAGCCCCAGUAAUGAUGGGUACGCCUCAGAUGGCUUUCUUGGGCGAGCCCAAGAGAGGAAAAAAGGCCUGCCGUGGACGGAGGAGGAGCAUCGGACGUUCCUGGUGGGGCUAGAGACGCUAGGGAAGGGGGAUUGGAGAGGCAUCUCCAAGAAGUUCGUCGGCACCAGGACGCCCACCCAGGUCGCUAGCCACGCUCAGAAGUAUUUCCUCCGCCAGAAGAGCCUCCUCCCCAGACGGAACAAGCGUCGUCCCAGCCUCUUCGAUGUGGGGAUGGAAAGAUGCAGGGCUCAUCAUCAUGGACAAAUCCCCAAGCCAAGUGAAUCUUUCACCCCAAUAUGUCUGUUCUCGCCCCAAUUUGGCUCAACCGGGCGAGAUAGCAGAGCAAGAAUGGUACUCCUAGCCUCUCCUCGUACAUGUUCGUUCCGUGAUCGCGAGAUCCCGAGUUCAAAUCUCGCUAACCAUGCUUCGUCUGUGAGCGGGCGUCAGGCUUCGAAUCCCAACUUGGAGCUGACACUCGCCUCCCCGAAUCAUCAGUUGGAUCAAGCCUCUUCGAUUAGGGUCACCUAAGUCACACGUUGAGUUGAUGAUGGACCGGUGUGAUCCCAUGUGUAAUUGUAUAAUUCGAUCUGCCUCGAGACAAGGAUGUAUGUGUUCGAGUUCCUCUAGAAUUGUGCUAGCAAGCGCUCAUGCACAAUGAUUGACCAUAACGUGUAGUUAUCUAGUUGUAAUUAAGCAAAGUUCUUCUGGCACUAAA
Molecule: messenger RNA, 1199 nt
Organism: Eucalyptus grandis
Lineage: Eukaryota; Viridiplantae; Streptophyta; Magnoliopsida; Myrtales; Myrtaceae
Product: transcription factor MYBS3
Exons: 3
Coding region: 122-1012 (296 amino acids)
Biological process (GO): response to auxin; response to ethylene; response to gibberellin
Molecular function (GO): DNA binding
Source: RefSeq, a predicted model, not a curated record